CCCAGUCUCAGUUCAACGACGGUAUUGCAAGUAAACGAACGAACACGGUUUGACGACGACAAAACGUCUUCAAGUUAAAGCGCGGGCGCACAAAUCGCAGACAAAGAAAACGGAUAACUAAAUUUUUUCGAUUAAAUAAAAACAGACGAAAAAAAGAAAAGAAAAUAAAAUAAAUAAAAAUUAAUUUUUUUGGCAUUAAAAAUAAAACCGAAGGCGGUAGAAAUUAACAGAAAAGCCAAAAAAAUAAAAUAAAAGUUGUCAUUUGUAAUUUGAGGCCAAAGGAGAGGGAAACCAAUACCAGAGACUGAGAGUUUUGUGAUCUCAUAUUUUGUCUUGUGUUGUGUUGUAAUUUUGUACGAUUGUCGUGUGUAACAAAUUUCGUCUUCUCCGCUGCCGGUUAACUUUCGCUCUCUCUCUCUCCCUCGUCUAUUCUGAAUGUUUUGCUGAAGUUUGAGAGGUUUGAAAUUGCAAUACGUUGUACAGGUGGCCUCCUCUCUCAACCCUUCUCUUCGUGAGUGUCAGUGUAAUAUAAACAGCCGCCAAAAUUGGUCGACUUACGAAAACAUCGUUUGUAAUCAGUGACCUCAGUGGUGACAGCAUGGGUUUUAGUUCGCGCAUGGACUGCUGCGGGCAGUUCGUCAAGUACAGUUUGUUUGUAUCGAAUUUUGUGAUUUUUGUUGGUGGUGCCACUGUAUUUUGCCUGAGUCUCUGGACCCUGGUCGAUCGUAGUUUUAUGAAUGAGCUGUUGGGUACAAAUUUAUUUUCCGGUGCCGUUUAUGUUCUACUCGUUACCUCCGUGGCCAUUUGUUUGCUGUCCUUUUUAGGCUGUGUGGGAGCGGGCAAGGAGGUGAAAUGUUUGCUGCUGACGUAUUUCAUAAUGGUGGCUCUGGUCUUUGUAACCAUGCUGAUUGGUGGGAUUUUGGGUUAUGUAUUCCGUGAAAGGGUCCAGCAAACCAUGCGGCAGGAAAUGCGUUCCUCCAUGGCCUUGUAUGGCAGUCGCCGUGACAUUACCAUUGCCUGGGAUCAAACCCAAGAACGUCUCCAGUGCUGCGGUGUUGACACCUGGCAUGAUUGGAAUCGUUUUGGUCCCAUACCUGAAUCUUGUUGCCAGGAGAUCUUUGGUGGCCAACGCAAGGAGUGCACAAUAUUCCCCACCAUUACGAAUUUAUACAAUCAGGGUUGCCUCUAUGUUACCUCGAAUUUUAUACGUGAUCAUGCCGCAGUUAUAGGUGGCACCUCCAUUGGCGUGGCGAUUGUCAUGAUAUUUGGCAUGAUCUUCUCAUGCCUGCUGUUCAACAUGAUUGAAUAGUAGUAGCCUGCCGCCGUUAGUCUGAAGAGCUUCUUUUUGUAUUUAUAUCAGGUUAAAAAUUUCAUUUAAAAAAAUCCGUCACAAAAUCGAGGAGUUUCACAAAAUAGUUUAAGAAAUUAUAUCCGAAAAAAAAUUGCUAGAAUAUCAUCAUUUAUGUCAAAUUGGAUAGCCAAAGUAAAAUUUUCACGUUGGGCGCCACUUGGUUUUGAGAGCUGCGAAAAACAUAUCGGAUCACUUUUUUUUUUAAACAUUCCCAAGGCAAAUAGUCUUGGAUAGAUGUUUCCGGAACAAAUUAGCUAAGAAAGUUAGAAUUGUUGAAAAUCUUGAUACACGUUGGGCGCCAUUUUUGUAAAAUGUAUUUCUUCGUCAAUUUUUUGGAAAAAAACUGCUAAAAUAAUUUGCAACAUUUUUCUGAAAUAGUCGCUAAUGUCAAAUUCGCUAAAAAAAAUCUUGAUAUAUGUGGGGCGCCACUUUUGUAAAAUGUAUUUCUUCACCAAUUUUUGGGGAAAAAACUGCUAAAAUUAUUUGCAAAAUUUGUCUGAAAUAGUCGCUAAUGUCAAAUUCGCUAAGAAAAUUACAACUGUUGAACAUUUUGAUAUACGUUGGGCGCCAUUUAUUUUUAAUUUAUUUCUAUGUCAAUUUUCUGAAAAUUGCUUCUAAAAUGAUUUGCAAAUUUUUUCUGAAAUACUCGCUAAUGUCAAAUUCGUAUAGAUAAAGGAAAUUAUACGUUGGACGCCACUUGGUUUUGAGGUCAGCGAACCACACAUCAGGUCACUUUUUUUUAAACAUUCCGUUGGGCGCCACUUUUGUAAAUUUUAUUUCUUCGUAAAUUUUUUUUGGAAAAAAAACUUCUAAAAUUAUUUACAAAUUUUUUCUGAAAUAGUUGCUAAUGUCAAAUUCGGAUAUGCAAGGGAAAUUUCACGUUGGGCGCCACUUGGUUUUGAGGUCAGCGAACAACAUAUCGGAUCAUUUUUUUUUAAACAUUUCCACGGCAAAUAGUCUUGGAUAGAUGUUUCCGGCACAAAUUAGCUAAGAAAGUUAGAAUUGUUGAAAAUCUUGAUACACGUUGGGCGCCAUUUUUGUACAUUUUAUUUCUUCGUCAAUUUUUUGAAAAAAAAACUGCUAAAAUAAUUUGCAAAAUUUUUCCGAAAUAGUCGCUAAUGUCAAAUUCGCUAAAAAAUCUUGAUAUACGUUGGGCGCCAUUUUUGUAAAAUGUAUUUCCUCGUCAUUUUUUUUUUGGAAAAAUUACUAAAAUUAUGUGUCAACAUUUCUGGAAUAUUUGUUACUGUCAAAUUGUAAGACCUAGGGAAAUUUCGCGUUGGGCGCCACUUGGUUUUGAGGUCAAAGAACACAAUGGGCCACAUUUUUGUUAAAUAUUCUAAAAACCAAAAGUAUCGGAAAUAUGUUUUCAUCACUAAUUACCUAAAGAGAGUUUCAAUUGUUGAAAAUCUUGAUAUACGUUGGGCGCCACUUUUGUAAAUUUUAUUUCUUCGUAAAUUUUUUGAAAAAAGCUUCUAAAAUUAUUUGAAAAAUUUUCCUGAAAUAGUCGCAAAUUUUUGUAAAAUGUUCUAAAAGCCAAUAGUAUCGAAUAUAUCUAAUUACCUAAUCACUAAUUACCUAAAGGGAGUGAAAAUUGUUCAAAAUCUUGAUAUACGUUGGGCGCCAUUUUUGUAAAUUUUAUUUCUUCAUCAAUUUUUUGGAAAAAAAAUGCUAAAAUAAUUUGCAAAAUUUUUCUGAAAUAGUCGCACAUUUCUGUUAAAUGUUCUAAAAGCCAAUAGUAUCGGAUAUAUGUUUUCUUCACUAAUUAUUUAAAAUGAGUUACAACUGUUGAAAAUCGUGUCAUACGUUGGGCGCCAUUUUUGUAAAAUGUAUUUCUUCGUAUUUUAUUUUUUUUUUUUUUUUUGGAGAAAUUACUAAAAAUAUGUGUCAAAAUUUCUGGAAUAUUUGUCAAUGUCAAAUUGUAAGACCAAGGGAAAUUUCACGUUGGGCGCCACUUUCUUUAAAGGUCAGCGAACACAACGGGCCACAUUUUUUUGUUAAAUCUUCCAAAAGUAAUUACCUUAGGAUACAUGUUUUCAUCUGUUAUCACAUUUUUGAAAUUUGUCACAACUUUUGAAAUUUGUGUUACACGUUGGGCGCCAUUUUUAUGUAAAUCUUAUUUUUAUGUCAAUUUAUUGAAAAAAAGCCACACAAAUUAUAUUUAAAAAAUUUUCUAGAAUAGAAGUUAAUGACAAAUUCGGAUAGUCAAAGGAAUUUUUACGUUGGGCGCCAAUUGGUUUUAAUGUCAUUGCAUGCGACAUGGAUUAUUUUUGUGAAAGAAAAAAAGACCUAAAUAGGUUUGGACAAAUGUUUUCAUGGCAAACUACCCAAGCGAGUUACUCUUUUUGAAAUUUUGUAUUAUACGUUGGGCGCCAGCUUUGUUAAUAUGCAUUUUAUACCAAGCAUCUAUGCAAUUUAUGAGUAAAAAUUUCUAGAAUAAUCAUUUUAGGGAUAUUUCAUUUCACAUGUGAGUAAAACGUUGGGCGCCACUUACAGUCAAGUUUUCAAGAUUUUCAAAAAAAAAUAAUUGGUCGCCACUUUUAUCAAUAGCCACCAACUAUAUAGACCUAGAAUCAUUUUUAUGACGACUGGGUGUCAGUUCCAACCGUUGGAUGCCAUUUUCCAUUUAAUAACAUCCAAAAUUGUCCCUUCUUAUUUCGGGCGCCACUUAGGGUUAGAGUUAUUGAAAAUUUCGUUAGACAUUCUUUACGGAAAAAUGGAUUUUCAAAUCAGGGAAAACGUUGGGCGCCACAGUUAUCAAUAACUCACAACUGCCAAGCGUUGGGCGCAAUUUCCACUUCUAAGAUAAUCCAUAAUUCCCCAUAUUUUUUUCUGUCAAAAUUACUUUAGAAGGAUGUGCUUAGACCUACCUAGCCUACCAGAGCACUCAUCAAGGCGGCUGGGCGCCAUUUCGAAUUUCAAAUCCAUCGUUUAUUAUCCGUUAUAUUUUUUUAGAUAAAUUGGCUGGGUUAAAUAUGACUAGACCUAAAUAGGCACUAAUUACUUAUUCACUUCCAAGAUCAAACGGCUGUCAGAAGCUCUGCCCGCCAUUGGGCGCCAUUUUUUAUUAAUAAUUUCUUCUGGAAUUACUUCCACCGAAAUUGCUUUGUGUAUCGUUACAAAAAUCAACCCGGAUUUUGAUGAAUACUGCGUGACCCGCUGUUGGGCGCCAUUGCCUUACAUGUUCCGACCCUACUUUCUUUAUCAUUAUAUAAACAACAUUGGUGUGAACUGGAGGUAUCUAAAUCCGAAUAGGUCUUGGUAAUGGUUUCUCUAAACCCAUUUAUGUAAAAAAUGACAAUCCACGUUGGGCGCCAAUUUCUUACCUUCUCCCCUCCGGUAUUUUAUUGGCACAAAUCCACAUCAAAUUAGGCUAGGAUGAAAGCAUCUAACUCCAAUUGGACCGUAAUAAACACUUUCAAGUGCUUUUCUUUGUAAAAAUGUCAUGACCCACGUUGGGCGCCACAUCAAAUAUUUAAAUUCGAAAUUUCGAUUUUCAUUAUAUA
This is a messenger RNA of Musca domestica (house fly), 4854 nucleotides long. RefSeq names its product CD151 antigen. Bases 599 to 1309 code for a protein of 236 amino acids. The record is from RefSeq and is a predicted model, not a curated record. Lineage: Eukaryota; Metazoa; Arthropoda; Insecta; Diptera; Muscidae. The transcript is spliced from 7 exons. Gene Ontology annotation, cellular component: membrane.